AUGUCCGAUAACCGGAUCAGCCCGCGUGCUCCUGCCUCUCGCACAGACGCCGCAACGUCUGCUCAACCAUCCUCGACCUCUCUGGAAGCUGCUGAUGUGCAGUCUUCUUCUACAAUACGGUCUCCUGGUGUUCCAGAAGUGGAGAUUGUUCGCUCAGAUGGCCGCUCGACGGGCGUUCAGACGAAUCAAGGGCGCAGUUCUGAAAAUGUACGCUCUCCCGUGUCGCCCAUAAACACUUCUAGCGCGAGCGCCAUAACACCCUCUAGCGCCACACGGCCACCCCCACAUUCUAUCCUCCACAAUUCAUCCUCAUCUUCCAACAAAACACCCCAAACUCCAGCAGCCGAUAAUAGCCUCCCCGACGACAGACACAGUAAUGCGUCCUCCCGCAAGACUCGCAGCGUCAGUUUCAAAGACGGCAUUGGAGGGGGUCGACAGCGGGAUAACGAUUCGAAUGCGGCGGGAAAUGUCGAAGAAUGUGCGUAUAUGCUUCUCUACUUUCAUUCUCUUACCGUGUCUAGUCGUUUCUUCUCGACUAAAAAAGUCAAACUCACCGUUUGUCCCUACGUGGAUUGCUUCUCAGAAUCAAAACGCUGUCGCCUCUUCCUCGCGACCACCCGUCCGUCUGGAUCCAGCGCAAGAUUUUUCAACCCAGCCAACGCGCCGUUUGAAGACGAAGAAUUUGAAGCGUUUCGUCCUCGUACUCCAGAAUUACUCUUCGAACCCAGUCUACCUGGCGCCGUACCUCCCGCACUCUCAGAUUCCGCACCAGCAGUCGCAGCUGCAAGCGCCAGUCGCGCAGAUACACGCAAUUCGAAUCCACAGGGAGCUCAACCAGCUAUUCCAAGUGCCGGAUUCCAGAUGGAGACCGUCUCUCCUGCACCCAACGAUCCCCUUGGUCGACCCGCCACGCCAGCAGGCGUCUCAUCGCCUCCGGGAAAGUUUCUAACCGCAGACGCGCACAUUACCUCUGGUAAUCAAGAACGGCGUGCGGAUCAUCGUGGUGAACGUGGUAGGGGUCGUGGGAGGUCAAGUCUCCCCGACGAACCACGUAGACCGACUCGAGAAGAGGAAAUCAAGCCACUCAAGAAUCCUAAUGUGGCGCGUCAUCAUUACCCGCCCAAUCGCCAUGGAAGUCCCAGCCGGGGUCAACGACGGCGUGUACCGAGACGGAGCCCAGAUCGUCCGUUUAAAGUGUAUGAUCCGUACGUGUUUCCCAAGGACCAGAAAAAGAGCCCGAUUCCGCCUCUUCUUGGAGCCGUCAGGUGGGCUAUUACUGCGGCUGAGGAAUGGUUGGGUGGUGACACGAGUGGGAGUGGAGAGGGCGGCUCGGAUGCGAAUACGGGAAGUACGAGUAGUACACUCAACGGCAAAGGCAAGGAACCUAGACAUCCCAAGGGUGACUUGGAGCACGGUCAGGGUGAACCACUGAUCGAUGAAACUGGAGCCCAUCCGCGCAUCAGGUCAACUCGUACUACGAGAAUAGUGCAGUCUACAAGGGCCGCUCGAGGAACGGUUCGGACGUCGGAUGCAGUAGCCGUCGGGACGAUGGAGCCCAACAAGCAACUCGAUAGUAUCCACAACCUCGAGCUGGUUCAAAAGAUUCAUCAAGCGCGGACGUUAGAACUCGAUCUGGAGACGCAGCGGGUUCAGAUUACACGAGAGCGUGCUCGGUUGGAAGAAGAACGCGCAAAGUUUUUGAAGGAAAAGGCCGAAUUUGAACGAUCACGGCCUGUUCCAACACCGAUACAACCGGAACCACUACCAGAAAUACAACCGCGCGAAACGUUGCAGGGGAUUAGCAAAACGUUUCCGGGGGAGUACCCACCGAGUAUCGCUGGGUCGGCACCAGCGGGGCAUGUACCGUCUCGUCCAGGAGAGGUGCGCGGGGCGCUUUCGCCUCCAAAGGCGAGUCCGGAUCAUCGACCUGCAAGCGACCCUGUCUCGCCGACUCAGCGACAAAGUCCGUUUGACUUUAAUGCCAUCAAAGAGCAAUUUGCAAAUGUCCGAGAUGUAGAGGUGGUGGUGGAGAAUACGCUUAGAAAGUAUUUGCGGGAUGUCGUCAUUCAAGUCUACCGUCAUUUUCUCCUUCGGAUGCCAUCUAUGUAUUCGCACAGGGUUGAGCGGGUCAUCGAACAGGCGCACUUGUCAGAGGCCGAAGUUCAUAUCCUCAUCAAAAUUGACAAGGAAAAUGGUCGAAAUAGCGCGGCAGGGAGAAUAUUGGAUACACCCGCGCGCUAUGCGUUGGAAGAUCUUGAAGAGACCAGGCCUCUUAUAGGUCCUGGAAAUUCGCCCUCAAAUUCGCCUUAUCAGCCGUCGAUAUUCAAGUCCCUCGUCGAUAACCCACAGGAUCUAGAGAGUGGGGCCGUUCCCAUCGAUCCAAAUAUUCUCGGUGAUCGUGAUGUCCGCGAUAUUGCCCGCAAGGUCAAGUAUUUCCAGACAGAGUGGGAGACGUUUGUGGACAGCCUCGUGCGGGAAUGGAAGACGCUCAACGUGGUCAAUGCAUUGCUCAUUGGUGCGCUUCUGACCGUCUUCCAAAUCGAAGAAGCGCAAUACGUUCCGUCGACGCGCACUUGCGCCCUCAUUUCACUUUCCACGGCACUUCUCAGUCUUCUCUUUGGGGGGAUCUACAUUAUCCGUUUUGGAACUAUGCGCCCUCUUCGUAAAGCCAUCAUUUGGGUUGAUGAAUCACAGAAGCAGACGCAAACUGCAUUGUGGAAUAUCUGGGUGAUGUUGGCUUUGCCUGGAAUUUGGCUAGGAUACUCGAUCAUGAGUUUUAUCGCUACAAUUCUUUCGUUUGUUUGGACGUCAGGGAAUGGUAAACACGUGAACCCUCCUGAUGCCUCCGAUACUUCUGGUGUCAUUCUAGCACCGAGAAUCAUCAUCUCCAUCAUCUUUGUGAUUGGCGCCAUUUAUUUCAUUGCGGCCUUACGCGUCUUCGCCAAGUGGAAAGGAGUCUCCAUGCGCACAGUUGACCGCCGUCAAACGAGCAGUACCCAUGGGUCCGUAGAUAAUACGCCCGGAACGCAACCAGGGGACCUUCCGCCAGAGAUUCGACCGUUAGACACCAGCGUCCUUGGGGUACCACGCGCAGCAAGCGGUACUCCCUCGGCAUUACGACUCGAACUUACACCUGGAGGAGUCGGAAAGCCAUCGAAUCAACUCAUCCCAACGCUGACUACGACGCCGCCGAUGAUGUCCUCUGUUGAACUUGCCGGGGUGGGCCAGCAACAAGGACCAGUCACAACGAUUGUAACACAACCCACACCGCUGACGGCAGUCGAUCCACUCGCACCAUGGGGUUCACUCGCGGCUCCGAUUGCGCCUUCGCCAGCGUUUCAGCUUAGGGAGCAGACGCACGAGCUUGAUCAGCCGUUGCCAGUCCCCUUGCGUCAAGCGUCUGCACCGACGACCUCUGCAGAGUUUGGCACUCCGCGAAGCACACCACGAGCACUUCCACCACUGGAUCCAUUCCGUGCCCUUACCUCCAUAUCGACGUCGGCAUUGAACCCGAUCAUUAGCACCAUCAAUCCAAUGUCCAAAUCCAACGACCGCCCGACCCCUCAAUACCCACUCAUAUGCUUUACCUACGAGUCGGACAGGAUUCUUCUCCCGCACACCAAGACUCUCGAGGAGACGACCAAGCUCCUUCGCUACUACCUCAAUCUGCCCAAGGAUGAGGAUAUCGAGCUAACCACCAAGUGGUCCAACCACUCCGUCCGGAUAGUUUCGCACGUGUGGCCGUACAUUGGUGGGGCAGUCGAGGAUAUUAAAGUCACCACGUUCGAGAAGAGUCCCUUGUCCCCAUAG
Serendipita indica DSM 11827 is the source of this 3810-nucleotide messenger RNA. NCBI's taxonomy places the organism in Eukaryota, Fungi, Basidiomycota, Agaricomycetes, Sebacinales, Serendipitaceae. The record is from the annotation of a GenBank genome assembly.